UCCAAGAUGGCAGCUAAACUGAACCAUCACUUUUCACGCGUAUUUACUUUCCCUUUUAUAACGAGAGCUGAAGGCGUUUCAUGUUACAGAUUUUCUACUUCAGCUAAAAAAAUAACGUAUCAAAAAGCAGGCAAGGACGAACCAGUUGCGUUUUCCAAAUCCAAGGCAAAAUUUCACACAGUUGAUGACACUUUGGGAAUUAGCAGAACAAAGAAGUCCAACUUUCCUUUAUACCUUGGUCUAACGUUAUUCAGCGUUAUAAUCUACUUUGGUUUUAUUAGAAAAGAACCCUACUCAAGCCCAGAAUCAUUAGASGAACUGUUAGAGAGAAUAAGAAUUUCACAUGAAGAGAAACAAAAAAGCAAAACAGAGAAAAUGAAUGAAACAAAUGAUGAAGAACCUAACUAGAUAAGCCCUAGAUAAAUCCUCAAGAUUUCUACUAGUUCUUCAAAUAUUUUUGAUCUUUUGCAGAAACCACAUUAUGACUUGAUGUAAAUUUAAACUUGAAUUAUAUUUUGUUUGGAUUGGCAAAUGACCCGGGUGGGGUACUCCCUUUGUUCAGGUGGUAGGGGUGAUCGGCGGUUGAUUUUUAAAAUGGCCCCUAAAAGGUACGCAUAAAUUAAAAAGGCUCUUAAAACCAACCUGGUUUCAAACCCUAAGAAGUACAGCUUUAUUUCAGUAAUUUACUAUUAACCCYGGCUAUCAACGCCGGCUUAMCGAAUGACAGGACAGCGUAUAAUAAGAUUAUAACGAUGAUCAUAUUAAAGAAAUAUUUAGUGCAUCAUUGUAAAGUAAACAGCGGCAUAGCAUGGAUARUGCGCAUAAUAAAUGACCCCAAAAGGUACGAAGUUAUGUUAGGUAAUUGACUUUUGAGUCGGAACCCCUAAAAGGUCCACGCAGGGAACAUUUUCAACCCUAAAAAGAGCGCCAAUCACCCCUACCACCUGAACAAAGGGAGUACCCCCAUCCCCCCCGGGGCAAAUGACUAACGGUUAGUGGRGAUAUGUCGAAUACAGCGCUACCAAAGUCCAAAGAUUUUGGACUGCCUCGCCCAGUUUUGGGGCUGGUGACCUAAAUCUCCCAGAUAAUGGCCAUCAUUAAAUCUUUGAUCAAUGGUUGCAAGUCUUGCAAGAAAUUGACUYGCCUUAAUAGUACAGAUGCAAUGUCUUUUCUUUUGGUUCCACGAUUUUUUGAAACUGAAAAUCCUGAUACCACCUUUGGAAUUAAAAUGUGUACUAACUGCAUUCUUUCUGUAUGUUCUCCAAUCUCUUAUCAGGGAACUCUUAUUCAUGGUCUAUGCUGGAAAGACAUAUAUUUUCUCAAAUCAAAAAAAAAAUUUUUUUUGCUUAUAAGAGGGUCCUGAAGGUGGGGGAUUCUAAUCCUAUUUAACAGCCCUAAAUUUUGCAAAAUCCCUSUCUCAUUCAAAAAUUUCAGUGGGCCAGCACCAUUAUGAAAUAUGCUAUUGUGGUGUAUUUUCUAAAUAAUAAUCAACUACACUAAACCAU
Messenger RNA from Actinia tenebrosa (Australian red waratah sea anemone), 1505 nucleotides. RefSeq lists its product as uncharacterized. The record is from RefSeq and is a predicted model, not a curated record. NCBI's taxonomy places the organism in Eukaryota, Metazoa, Cnidaria, Anthozoa, Actiniaria, Actiniidae.